GUGUAUUUCUUUAGGUUACUGUGUGUUUGUAGUCUGGCGGAUUGAUACGACGGCACCUUUCUGCAAGCGGCGAGAGACGUCAAGUUAGUGCUACUAGGUAGCAUACGUUAGCCAUUCGUCGAUAUACAUUGUAGGGAAUGGUAGGUUAUGAACGGUACGGUUAGUCUGACAUGAUAUUAUAGUGAAAUUCCCCUUUGUCACAGCCCGGUCGAUGUUUAUGGAUUGCCAGAAGUUGAUGUGUCUUUAAAAGGAUUUCCAGGUAACUAUACGAAAAUGCCAUUGCACGGUAAAAUAGUGGUGAUUAAGAGGAGCGGAGGAGAUGGGACUGAGUUCCCUCUUACUGCAACGUGCUUAUUUGGAAGAAAGCCUGACUGUGAUAUUCGUAUUCAGCUUCCUCAAGUCUCCAAGGAGCACUGCAGAAUUGACUUGAAUGAAAAUAAAGAGAUCAUUUUGACAAAUUUGAGCUCUGUGAAUCCAACUCGUGUCAACGGAGAGGCUUUGCAGCAGUCUGAGCGUUUGAAGCAUGGAGAUGUGAUAACCAUUAUUGACCGUUCUUUCAGGUUUGAGUCCCCUCCAGCACCCACACCAAAGAAGAGGUCUUCCAUUGGAGGCAAAACUGAAACAUUCAAAGUUCUUCAAGAUCAGCAGGUGGGGGACGCAGUUACUGCUGAGAGUGAAGAAAAAAGGAUCUCUGAAGUUUCCACAGACCCUCAUCUGAAAGAUGGAGCUAACCAUGACAACAUCCAGCGAUCCCUGGAGAAAACCAUGGAGCUGGACUCCAAAGAGGAGACCACCUCCCCCUUCAACGAUCUGUAUCAAAUGAUCAAGAAAUCUCUGGAUGUCAAGACCCCUCGGAAAUCUUCCGUCAGUGUGCUUCAAACACCUACUUCAAGGUUUUGUACUCCAAAACCUGCUUCAGUCAGGAAGAAUGAGGCAAAACCUGUCAUUUCCACAGUGGAAAAAAGCACUCCUAAGAAGGAUGAAGCUAAAGUCUCUGCUGUAACCAAGGUUGAAGAUGUAAGCGCCGGGACCCCGAAAUCUGUCAAGAAGCAGAGACGGUCCUCCCAGGUCCUGUCUGCUGAUACUCCCAGACCUGAAGCGGAAAAUGCUGAAGCAACUUCACCACAGAAGAGGAUCCGUACACCGCCCCAGAGGUUCACACCUGAGGUCAAAUCACCUGUGAGACGAAGAAGCAAGGAGGCCACACCUACAGUGAAAGAGAUGUCCAAAAAACGCAAAAGUGGAGAACUUGCAGCUGACUUGCCAACAUCACAAAUGAAGAAGAAACGGGUUUCUUUUGGAGGUUUUCUGUGUCCCGAGUUAUUUGACAAACGCCUGCCUCCUGACUCUCCAUUACGCAAGGGUGCCGCUCCACGGAGAAGCUUGUGUGUGUCCAAACCCAAACAGUCACUCCUUAGACGAGCAUCAGUCAUUGGUUUGCUGCAGGAGUUUGACAAUGAGCAUCCAGAUAGUCCUGCAAAAAGGAAGACUCCUUCACCCAAGAAGACCUCAAGUGCUAAGUCUUCUCCCAAGACUCCAACACCUGGAAAGAAAUCACCAAAAUCCACGUCUACAACUCCCAAGGCUGCAUCUCCUGGAAAGAAGUCACCGAAAUCCGGAUCAACCUCUCCCAAGGCAGCAUCCCCUGGCAAGAAAUCCCCCAAAUCCAGCUCUCCUUCUACCAAGGCUGUCUCUUCUGCAAAGAAAUCACCCAAAUCCAAGAGUCCAUCUCCUGCCAGAGGAAAAUCUCCCGCUGUUGGUGGAAAAGCAGGAGCCCAGACCCCCACAGUACAAGGGCGCUUCUCUGUGUCACUCAUCAGCACUCCAUCUCCAGUUUCAGAAGAUGUUGUGGCUGACCAGGUGCCCGUAGUCACUGCAACGCCGAGGAGGAAGAGCAUUUCACGGGAGACUGCAAAGAGUGCUGCGAAAGUAAUUCGCAGAAGUGGCAUUUCACGGGCAUCUCUGAAAGUCAAAAGUUCCUGGGCAGACAGGGUGAGAUUUGGGCAACCAAAACCUCAAGUGAUUGCUCCUGCUAAAACAGCAGUCAUCCAAAAGCCAAAGAAGAAGGCUGUACCCAAACCACAGACUCCUGCCAGAAAAAUCCAUGGCCAUUUCAGCACCGGACAUGCAGACUCCCCUGUUACCAUCGUUGUGGGCAGAGCUCACAGACAGAAGGUUGUGCAUCCAACUGGUGCUGCACCAAGACUGGUCACCAACACUGCAGUGCUUAAGAAGGACAUGAAAAUGGAUGAGGACCUGACAGGAAUCGUGGAUAUGUUCAAAACCCCUGCAAGAAAGAGGAGAUCUGUGAUGGAUGACAGCGAUGCCACAAAGACACCAGUGGGAGCACUGGGCACAUCUGUGGUCGAACCAUCAGUGCUGAGCACACCAGAGGAGCCAGGUGAAAUGAUGGUUUCUCCUCUGAAUGUCACAUCUACAGUAAAAGACAGAAAAUACAACAGUGAGGCAGUCCAGCGUCUCCUUAACGACGAUCAAGAAUCUAGCUUAAUCAGUGACGCCCCUGCCUUGGAGAUCGACUCUGAGGAUUCUAACGAACAGCAGUGCACAGAUUUGAAGACGGCAUCUGUCACAACACCCAAACAGAAGCCAGAAUUGCCUGAGUGUCUCACUGGAGUGAAGAGGAUCAUGAAGACCCCAAGACAGAAGACUGAGCCCAUUGAGGACCUGAGGGGGAAGAUUUUGAAAACUCCAAAACAGAAAGCAGUGCAACAGGAGUGUCUUACUGGAGUGAAGAGGAUCAUGAAGACUCCUAGACAGAAAGCUGAGCCAAUUGAGGACCUGAGGGGGAAGAUUUUGAAAACUCCCAAGCAGAAAGCAGUGCAACAGGAGUGUCUUACUGGAGUGAAGAAGAUGAUGGAGACUCCAAGACGGGAGGCUGAACAUGUAGAGGACAUCAAAGUGGAACUUCUGACAACUCCCAAACAGAAGCUUGAACAACUGGAGGCUGAACCUGUUGAGGAUCUUCAAGAAAAAGUUCCAGAAACGCCCAAAGCUCUGGAGGCUGGUGAUGCAGAUUCAGAUCUUGUCGAGGAGCUUGUGGAGGCACCAGCGCAGACGCAAGAAUCUGAAGACCUUUCUGAAAUGCCCAGCGUGGACACUCCAAACACGAAGAGCUCCCCAGCGGCCAGUAAGAGAAUGAAGAAGACCCCCAGGGAGAAAAGUGCUCCAGUUGAAGAUAUGGUUGGUGUGAAAAGGCUCAUGAAAACCCCCAGAGUAAAGGGCGAAGCUGUUGAGGAGAACUUUGGGAUCAAGAGACUUGUGACGAGGAGGAGUAAAGCAUCAGUGGAAGACUUUCGGGGACUUCAGGAGCUCAUGGAGGAGCCGCUGACUGAACCCACAGGACAAAUGGAGACAAAUGAGGUGGAAGAUCAAACCUCUCUGGAACGCGAUGAAGUUGCAGCAAAAGAACUGGACUUUGCCCCUGAGGAGCCACAAGACGAUGUGCCAUCAGAUGUGGUUGAUGUUCUUGAAGUUGACGUAGAAAAAGAUGAAGUUGUCGUUGAUGACCACUUGGAGGAGGUGCCAAGUGGCAGUGAUGAUAAUGAAUCAUCAGAUGCCAUGGAAACUGUUUCUCAAGCAGCUGUAGAGGAGAAUGUUUCUGCAGAACAACCCACAGUAGAUGCAGCAGAUGAAAAGCUAUCCCAAGACCAACCUGAAGUGGAUACCGCAGAUGAGAAUAUCCCUGAGGAAGAACCUAAAGUGGACACAGUAGAAGACCAACCUGAACACGUGGACACAGUGGAGGAGAACAUAACUGAAGAACAACCCGCAGUAGAUGCAGAAGUUGAGAAACUAUCCAGUGAUGAGCCUGAAGUGGAUACCGCAGAUGAGAAUAUCCCUGAGGAGGAACCUAAAGUGGACACAGUAGAAGAUCAACCCGAACAAGUGGACACAGUGGAUGAGAUUGUGUCUGUGGAACAACCCGAAGUGGAGACCGCUACUGCCGAAGUCACGGAAAUGGAGACCACUGCUACGAAUCCUGCCCAGGAGAAGAAAUCUGUUCGAGGCCGAAGAGCAAAGACUGUGGAGUCUAAAGCAGCUGAUGACGAACAGCAGGCAGCAGAACACUCUGAAGAUGCUGUCGUCUCUGCUCCAGUCAGAGGGACGAGAGGGAAGAAAACUGAAGCUGCAGCACCACCCGCUGUCAGACAAACGACAAGAGGAAGAAAUGCAAAGUCUCAAGAAAGCGUGGUUGAUGAGCCUGCAGUGGAGAAAAGUGAGCCCCUGCCUGCUAAAGUUGCCCCUAAGCCUAAAAGAGGAAGAAAUGCCAAAAAAGCUUCAGAGGAUCAAGCAGAAGUGGUUCAAGAAGUUGCCACUGAAACUGAAGUGGUGGCAGAACCUGAGAGUGAACCUACUCCACCAGUUGACCCCAAAGCAGAUGACGGUGCAGCACCCCCAGAGAAGGCUGUGAUCAAGCCCAGGCGAGGGAGAAAAACUAAAAAGCCUGAGGAAUCCGUGCCAGAGCAGCAAGAUGUGCCCAGUAUUCAAAGUGACGAGGUUCCACAGCCAGAAGUGACAAAAGAUGAAGAUGCCAAUAAUGUCUGCAGUGACCAGCUGGAGGUGGCACCCACUGAAAAUGAUGAAAAUAAACCAUCAGAAACCAUGGAAACGGUUGCCCAGGUGCCUGUAACUGAGAGUUUACCUGAAGUCACAGAAAUGGAUGCACCUGUCAUUCAGAAGAAAACUGUUCGAGGCAGAAGGGCUAAAGUGGUGGAGUCUGAAUCAGCUGAUGGUCAACAUGAAGCAGCAGAAGAGCCGGUUGUCUCUCUUCCAGUCAGAGGAAGAAGAGGGAAGAAAACUGAAGUUGCUGCACCGGCCGCUGUUAGACAGACUACAAGAGGCAGAAAUGCAAAGUCUCAAGAAAAUCCCACUGAUGAUGCUGAAGUGCAACAAGAGAAAGCUGUGGAAACACCAGCAGCUGAGAUUUCCACUGAAGCUGUGAUUGACCAGACUCCUUCAGUAACAGAAAACAAAUCUGCACCCCCUGCAGAGGAAGCUGUCGUGAAGCCUGUUAGAGGCAGAAAAACUAAACAAACACCCAUCGAGCCGCCUCAGCCAGAGCCAGAGAAGAAUGAAGUGAUUGACGAGCCCGUAACAGACGCUCAGCCUCAAAAGUCCGUUCCUGCUCUUGUAAAACCCAGAAGAGGGAGAAAGACGAAAGCUGAUGCUGUUGAGGAAAACGAGGUAGUAGAAGACACAGUUGUAGCCAUGGAGACCAAGGAGCAGGCUCAGCCUCCAGUCAGGGCUAAGAGGGGAAGAAAUGCCAAACAGGAAGAAGAGAAGAUGGAGACUACUUCGGUUGAGACUACUAAAUCUCAGGAGCCAGCUAAGAAAGUAAGGAGAACAAGGAAGGCGGAGCAAGAAGAACCAGAAGUCCAAGCAGUUGAAACUGUCCCAGAGGAGGCUGAAGCUCCACUUGUUGCUGAACCAGUGAAGAUCGAUGAACAGGCGGCUGUGGCUGCCAAACCAAGGAGAGGAGGGCGUAAAGCAAAACUAGACACAGAGAGUGAGGCCCCUGUCGUCUCCACUGAGGUCCAAGAGAUCCCUGCCGUCACCUGCAACAAACUCAAACGCGGUAAGAGAGGAAAACAGGUUGCUGAGGAGGUUGAGGCCCCUGCUGCAGUCCCAGAGGAAAAACAUGACAAUCAGCUGGAGGCUGAAGAGAAGAAGGACGCUGAGACAGAAGUUCCAGUCGUUAAACCAAGCAAGGCAAGGGGCGCAAAAACAUCUGUGAAAAAUGAGGUUUCUCAAGCUGUUCCAGCCAAGAGAGUCCGACGAGGUGCAGCUCCUCCCGUUGAGGAGAACAGUGCAGAAUCCACAGUUGUGGUUUCGGAGCCUGCAUCAGUGGAGCCGGUCAAAAGAGGGAGACGGGCAGCAGCAAAGCCCACAGCAGAGGAGGCCACAGUAACCAGCGUCCAGGCAAAUCCUUCCGAAGAUGCGAGCAAUGCUGUUGUGGAAGAGACCAAAACCUCCAAAAGAGCAGUUAAGUGGAAAGCUGACUUGGAAGUCAUUGAAAUUCCAAAAGCAACACCUGUAAGGGCAGUUAAAGGGAGGAAGUCCAAACUUCAAGCAGACACUGAAAGCAACACUGCGUCAAAGGAAGCUGACAAAUCUGAAGAGAAGGAUCUCUCGGAUGAAGUUGCUGAAGCUCAGCCAGUCAAGAGAGCCAGGAGAGGGGCAAAGGUCGCCGAUGUAACCGCUGACGAAGCAGAGUCCGCUAGCAAGGGGAAAGGUGUUGAGGCUGAGAUGCAGCCAAAAACCCGGAGAGGAAGAUCUGCAAAGAAAUAAAAACUUCUGUAUAUAUUCAUAAUCUUAAACAUUUUUCCUUUUUUUUAAAAAACAUUUUGUUCAUUUUUAUUAUAUCAUCGAAUUUUAGAAAGUAGUUUUAUCGACUGAAAAUGAAGCACUGCUUUUUUCUUUUUUCCAAUACAGCAGGGAAUUUGGUGUAACCAUUUAUUUUAAGUUGUAUGUUGUUCAUUGUUGAGUUUGCAAAUAUUUUUUAUGGUGAAAAAAGUGAUUAAAUUUUUUGUACAAUGAAAUUUUUUUGUCUAAAUUUGUCUUUACUUCAAACAUUUCUCUGGUGGUCUGUUCAGCCACGUGGUGUCAAAAUGAUUGACAUGAUGAUCCACCAAGUAAUUUGAAAUACAUUGUAAAAGCACCUGAAGCUUAUGUGUAGCCUGUUGGUUGAAGGUAUGAAUAUAUGCUUUACUGACUGGGUGCCAUCAUUGUCACAUUUUUGUCAGACUGAAAAGGGAAAUUAUUUACAUUUGCCUUUAUGUGUA
Messenger RNA from Centropristis striata (black sea bass), 6803 nucleotides. It is a transcript of the gene mki67, whose product is annotated as marker of proliferation Ki-67. NCBI's taxonomy places the organism in Eukaryota, Metazoa, Chordata, Actinopteri, Perciformes, Serranidae. Gene Ontology annotation, biological process: regulation of chromosome segregation; regulation of mitotic nuclear division. Gene Ontology annotation, molecular function: protein binding. The record is from RefSeq and is a predicted model, not a curated record. The transcript has 17 exons. Bases 274 to 6309 code for a protein of 2011 amino acids. Gene Ontology annotation, cellular component: chromosome; nucleus.